AUGGAGUUCUUUGCGACAGGCGAAUUCCAGCAGCUCUACAGCCAACUGGAUGACUCGACCAUGCCAAUGGUUGCUGGCGAUGGCGUUGGCGAUGGCGAUCUCUACGAUGCUUUUCCACAACAACUGUUGGAGCUGCCUUCGGCUAAUAAUCUGGAAUGUUGCUACGCAGAUGUUAACUUUGGCAAUGGCUAUGAGGCGGGCGGCAUGGAUUACUAUGGCAUCAUAACACUCGACAGCAACAACAAUCACAAUCACAAUCAACUCAACAACUGUGCGGAUGAUGCGCUCCUCUUCGACUUUAGCCACGAUCCGGAUGCAACGUUAGUGUCCAUUUCAUCAGCAUCUGCAUCUAUAUCUGCAUCUGCAUCUGCAUCGCCGCCAGAGCUCAGCGAUUGGGAGCAGCGACUGCUUGAUCAUUUUGUGGAAAUACCCGAACUAAUUGACAUACUUCCCGAGCGAACGCCGCUCUGCACGGACAUGUGCGACAGCUUCCUCCAGGAGAGCAACGACAAUCUGCGCCUGGCCACGCCCACUUCCCCAGCUGCGGAUACGCCUUCAUCGGCUGCCGCUGUGCCGCUGCAGCUCGGCCAGAAUGCCGCCGGGGAGAAGGGAUAUCUGUGCACCUUUGGCAGCUGCGAGAAACUCUACGCCAAGCCCGCCCACCUCAAGGCCCAUCUCCGUCGACAUCUCGGCGAGAAGCCUUACGCCUGCAGUUGGCCCGACUGCAGUUGGCGCUUCUCCCGCUCCGAUGAAUUGGCCCGCCAUCGACGCUCUCACUCGGGUGUCAAGCCCUACAAGUGUGACUACUGCAACAAGUGUUUCGCCCGCUCCGAUCAUCUCACCAAGCAUCGCAAGGUUCACGAGCGGCGUCUCUUGGCUGUCACCAGAUCCGGCAAGCUCCUGCCCAACGGUUCGCUGCCCCAAAGUGUCUACGCCGUGCGUCCGGGUCGCAAGCGCAAGAAUCAGCUCUGACAACUCAUCCAAAAGUGUGCUGUCCAAACUGUUACUGAAUCUUGUUUUGUGCCUAAAUGUGUAAUGAAAAAGCGAGGCUGCAAAUGAAUUGAAGGUGAAUAAAAUAUAUGAAAUUAAAUUACAAUUUAAAGCUAACUAAGUAACUAGAUAAACAUUAUAAAGUACUUGAUAAUUUAAAAUUGUAAUGAAAAACACUAAGUUAAUUACACAAUUAAAAAACU
Molecule: messenger RNA, 1193 nt
Organism: Drosophila nasuta
Lineage: Eukaryota; Metazoa; Arthropoda; Insecta; Diptera; Drosophilidae
Gene: Klf15
Product: Kruppel-like factor 15
Exons: 2
Coding region: 1-972 (323 amino acids)
Biological process (GO): regulation of transcription by RNA polymerase II
Molecular function (GO): DNA-binding transcription factor activity, RNA polymerase II-specific; RNA polymerase II cis-regulatory region sequence-specific DNA binding
Source: RefSeq, a predicted model, not a curated record